Molecule: messenger RNA, 713 nt
Organism: Toxorhynchites rutilus septentrionalis
Lineage: Eukaryota; Metazoa; Arthropoda; Insecta; Diptera; Culicidae
Product: transmembrane protein 208
Exons: 4
Coding region: 177-689 (170 amino acids)
Biological process (GO): vacuolar protein processing
Cellular component (GO): intracellular membrane-bounded organelle
Source: RefSeq, a predicted model, not a curated record
UUGCGUCAAGACAGCUAGAAAUCCAUACGCUCUCAAAUCAAGUGUGCCUGAAAAAAUUAUAUUCUUCACGUAAACAAGCGAUGAAAAUGUGGACACUUUUUAGUCAGUGAAUUGUAUGGAGUUCCACUGCUGUGCCACGAGUUGUCCUAUUAAUUAGAGUUGAAAGCUAUCGUAUCAUGGCACCUAAAAUGAAGCAAUCUACAAAGGGGAACAAGCAAAUUAUAGAGGAGAACAUUGCCACCUUGAAGUUUUAUCGUAACAUGUCGUGUGGUUCCACUAUCUUUCAUAUAUUAGUAGUUUUCAUAUUCUUUGAACCAUUUUCUGGAUUACAGAUGAUAAUGACAAUUUUGACAAUAGCUGUUCAUCUCGGAAGCUAUUAUUUCAUGUCAAUGAUGAGUCGACCUCAAUACACGGAUGGUGGAAGUAUUUUGGAUUCCGGGAGUGAUUUGAAUCUUGAAGGAGGCAUUGCAGAACAUGUGAAGGACAUAAUAAUUCUAACGGCGGGAACACAGCUUUUAUCGCUUUUAUCUGAUUUCUUCUGGUUACUACUGCUAUUAGGACCAUUACGAGCCGCUUGGAUAUUUUGGAAUUCGGUUGUGAAACCAGGGCUGAGUCAGAAGAACGACGCCGAAUUGUCAAAUGAAAGAAAACAGAAACAGAGUGAGAAAAAAAUGAAACGCGUACGAUAAAUAAAUAAGACACCUACUAGAUAA